GGGCGUUGUGUGUGAUGGAUGAAAAUCGAGACGGCUAAAGAGCAGAGUGCAGUUGGAGAAUCCUUCUAGAAUGGAUGUUGGAAAUGGGGCCAAAGUGAAAAGGUUUACUGUCGAUGCUGAAAAUGGGUGUAUUAGAAUGGUGCAGAGAAUUGGAUUACAUUGGGGCGGAAUAUUGGCAGUGAAUCACGGUGACAUCGAUUAAAGUGGGCCAUUUUGUGGCUGGGGGAAAUCCCCGUGAAAAAAGUGAAUCGAGGCGAAUUGGUGUGGAGAGGGAGAGAGGGGGAUGUUAGUUGUCGCCUGCGAGGGAUAGUAAGGAUUAGCUGUUGUCCUGUGGAGUGAGAAAAGCCUCAAUUGGGCCAUCGUACAGCUGAGGGGCGUAAGAAUCUGUCCACCAGGAGACCUUUUCCAAGGAUGGGGGCGUAAAGGAGUGGGUGGUAACAUGUGAGCAGGGAUUAUUACGCGGCUCGAGACGGCGAGUGAAUGCGUUUUAGUGUGGGUAUAAAGGUGUUCAUAUGAAGAUACAAAUGGUGAUAAAAUGGUGAUGAAGUUUUGAAAUCGAUGAAAAUUUCGGGAAAAUUAGGAUACAAGCGAAUGGAAGCUGUCAUUUUGGGGAUGAGAGUGAAUGAGCGAGAUGAGCCUCGUCGCUGAGACGUGAGUUUCUCCGGGAUGAGCCCAUCUCAACAACCAACAUUGUACUAUCGAUCGGAGCAAUGGAAUGCAGUGGCAAAAGUGCUUGUUUCGGCAGCGAAAAUUUCGUCUAAUUGAUAGAAAGUGCUGUAAAAUUUGUUAAAGUGAAUGUUAACUAAUGGUCCAAAGAGGUUUCAUUGCCUAGCAACACCGGAUUCAUCUAUUAGAUGAAUAGUUUUUCUGAAUUCAGACGGAGUAUAACUAGUGAAUUGAAUUUCUACUCUAUGAUUACGAGAGAUGGGUGUGUUUGACGCAUAAUUUUCCUACCAAAAUCUUUAGCCGCGAGGAAAUCUACCAGGAGCAGAAGAAUUUGUAGAACAAUACAUCAAAUAGUGCUAGAUUCUGAAUCCCCGUAGAAAUCAGUCAGUGUUAGUGUGUGAUUAUCGUUAUUUCCAUCUUUUCCUGUCGCCUUUUCCAACCAACUGUGAAACCAAAAAAAAAAAUACCAUCUUACAUUGCAUAAACAACAAUCAACCCUGUGUAGAAAAGGAUCUGUAAUAUCAAACAAGUCGACAGAAUCAUCUCAAAAUGGGAGCUAAAGGUAGCGUAGAAGCUGCUAAAAUGAACGCCGAUGGCUGGAGCCACUUCGAGCGUGGCAGCAGCCGUCACUACAGCCACCGGCACAACCAGCGAUCGCAGUCGCUGAACCGAGGCCAAGCACUAUCCCGGGCCGAUGCCAGUGUGAUGUGGUGACAGCAAGGAACCUCAGGAGGACAGGCUGGAUGCCCAA
Messenger RNA from Aedes albopictus (Asian tiger mosquito), 1417 nucleotides. RefSeq lists its product as uncharacterized. The transcript has 3 exons. The record is from RefSeq and is a predicted model, not a curated record. Lineage: Eukaryota; Metazoa; Arthropoda; Insecta; Diptera; Culicidae. The coding region runs from base 1216 to 1380 and encodes 54 amino acids.